AUGUAUCCCUUCUCUGAAGCCAAAUUUUCGACAACAACAACGAGUACGCCAAAACAAAUCGACAAUUCCGCAAAACUCAUACUCGGAAACAUGGUCUACCGCCGCGAACGACUCAAGAAUCUCGCAAAAAAUCUUUAUCAGAAAAAUCAAGAUCUAAAGAAAGAAAUUGAAAGAAUCAAUAUCAAGUUGAAUAAUACGAAAAUCUUCGCUGAUGAGAAAGAAAAUCUAAGAAUCGAGCAAAUCCAAAAGCUGGAAAAUGAUUUGGAAGAAACGAGACAGGAUUAUUACGAGAAGUUGAUUGAAAAUGGAGAGCUAGACAGAGAGUUGAGGGUUGCAAAAGGAAGAGUGGAAGCUCUAACUGGAGAAAAUUUGAAAUUGACGAGGAAUAUGACUGAUUUUCGCUCAUCGAUGAAUUCAUACAGUCGAGAACGCCAAAUCAAAGAGCUCGAACUCAAACGGCUUCUGAUGACAUGCGAAGAAAAUUCGAUCUCCCGAGAAAAAGAACUGAACAGCUGGAAGCUUCGAAACGAAAGAUUCGAGCAAAACAACCGCGACCUCAUCAACCAAAACAAGCUCAUUCGUGAUCAGAUCAUUGCCACUACCGAUGAGCUCGAUCGAUGCCGACAGAAAGAGAAGCUUUUUGAAAGAAAUUGCAAUUGCGAAAGCUUCAGGAUUCAAGCAAACUCAUGCCAGCCUCCUUCCUUGCCGAAAUCCUCAAACAGAAUUCGCCAACAAGCCGAACGCGAAAUCACAUCUCUUCAACGACAGCUUAAAAUCUAUCAAAAUCAAGAUAGGCAACGAAGAAACGAAACUGAGCGAGUAGCGACCGAAUUUCACCAGUUCAAGAUCAAAUACCACGAAAUCGAGACCAAUUUAAUUAUGGAUGAUGUGUUGAAAUGUCGGGCGAUGCUUGAAGCUCUGAAGAAACAAUCAGCUUUGAGGAUCCGAUCGGUUGAGUUUGAAGCAAAGACUUGGAGGACGAAACAUACGGAGGAGUCAGAUAGAAACACACAAUUACAGUAUGAGAAAAACAUUUGCGAUGAAAGACUUCUGGGAAAAACAAGUGAUUUGAACGCAACCGAAUUCGAAAAAGACCGCCUUCAAGAUGACCUGUACAAAUGCCAAGACGACCGAGAUUAUGCGGACAAAACUUUUGCGAUAAAAGAGUCUGAUUUGCGGCAUGAAAUCUCUGUAGUUUCAGAAAAGUACAACAAAGAAGCUGAUCAGCGCGAAAGACUAAGUCGGAAAUUGUCGCAGCAACGAAAACGGAUUCAAAAUCUCUCAGCAGCUUGCAAUGGAAAAGAUCAAGACGAUUUACGAUCGUGUCCGAUUUGCGAGGAAAAAUUGCCAAGCCAGACUGAACCAAUUCCCGCGAAAGUCGAGCUAGAAAAAAUCUCCAUCGACAUGGAACAAGCCACAAAAGAUGAAAAAUCGCUUGUCCCCGAAACCUCUCCGUAA
Molecule: messenger RNA, 1458 nt
Organism: Oikopleura dioica
Lineage: Eukaryota; Metazoa; Chordata; Appendicularia; Copelata; Oikopleuridae
Source: the annotation of a GenBank genome assembly